UCCUCCCUCCGCCCGGCCCGGCCUCCCUCGCUCCCGCCCCUCGCGGCUGGCUCCGGCGGCGGCGGCGGCGGAGGCGGGGAGGGCGUGCGCCGGCCGAGAGGUGUCGGCGGCGAGGCAAGGGAAGUUUCAAGUGGAAGGUCGUCCGCCGGCCGGCGCGUCCUCCCGCUCUCCUCCGGCAGCAUCAUGGCGGAGCCGAGCGGCUCGCCCGUGCACGUCCAGCUUCCCCAGCAGGCGGCCCCGGUGACAGUGGCGGCGGCGGCCCCGGCGGUCACCACAGCAGCGCCGGCCGCGGCCCCGGCGGUGCCGGCCGCCUCGGCUCCGGCUCCGGUCCCGGCCCCGGCCCCAAGCCCGGCGGCGCAGGCCGUCGGCUGGCCCAUCUGCAGGGACGCGUAUGAGCUGCAGGAGGUUAUCGGCAGUGGCGCUACUGCUGUGGUUCAGGCUGCCCUGUGCAAACCCAGGCAAGAACGUGUAGCAAUAAAGCGGAUCAACUUGGAAAAAUGCCAGACCAGUAUGGAUGAACUAUUAAAAGAAAUCCAAGCCAUGAGUCAGUGCAGCCAUCCCAACGUAGUGACCUAUUACACCUCUUUUGUGGUGAAGGAUGAACUUUGGCUGGUCAUGAAAUUGCUAAGUGGAGGUUCCAUGUUGGAUAUCAUAAAAUACAUUGUCAACCGAGGAGAGCACAAGAACGGUGUUCUGGAAGAGGCCAUCAUAGCAACAAUUCUUAAAGAGGUCUUGGAAGGCUUAGACUAUCUACACAGAAACGGUCAGAUUCACAGAGACUUGAAAGCUGGCAACAUUCUUCUGGGUGAAGAUGGCUCCGUACAAAUAGCAGAUUUUGGGGUAAGUGCAUUCUUAGCAACUGGGGGUGAUGUUACCCGGAAUAAAGUCAGAAAAACAUUUGUUGGAACCCCAUGUUGGAUGGCCCCUGAAGUCAUGGAACAGGUGAGAGGCUAUGACUUCAAGGCUGACAUGUGGAGUUUUGGAAUAACUGCCAUUGAACUAGCAACAGGAGCGGCGCCGUAUCACAAAUAUCCUCCUAUGAAAGUGUUAAUGUUGACUCUGCAAAAUGAUCCGCCCACUUUAGAAACCGGAGUAGAGGAUAAAGAAAUGAUGAAAAAGUACGGCAAGUCUUUUAGAAAAUUACUUUCACUGUGUCUUCAGAAAGAUCCUUCCAAAAGGCCCACAGCAGCAGAACUUUUAAAAUGCAAAUUCUUCCAGAAAGCCAAGAACAGAGAGUACCUGAUUGAGAAGCUGCUCACAAGAACACCAGACAUAGCCCAAAGAGCCAAAAAGGUGAGAAGAGUUCCCGGGUCGAGUGGCCAUCUUCACAAAACUGAGGACGGUGACUGGGAGUGGAGUGACGACGAGAUGGAUGAAAAAAGCGAAGAAGGGAAAGCCGCUGUUUCUCAGGAAAAGUCACGAAGAGUAAAAGAAGAAAAUCCAGAGGUGGCGGUGAAUGCAGGCGGCAUCCCCGAGCAGAUCCAGUCCCUCUCCGUGCGCGACUCUCAGGGCCAACCCAACGCUAGUGAAGACUACAGAGAAGCUUCUUGUGCCGUGAACCUCGUCUUAAGAUUAAGAAACUCCAGAAAGGAACUUAAUGACAUACGAUUUGAGUUUACUCCAGGAAGAGAUACGGCAGAUGGUGUGUCUCAGGAGCUCUUCUCUGCUGGCUUGGUGGAUGGUCACGAUGUAGUUAUAGGGUUUCUUAAAAUCAAAAUGAGGAACUGUCAACUCAAGAACUUGCUCAACAAGUUUCAUAAGCAUUCAAUGAAAUGAAAAUCUCACUUCAAGGAGCGCAGAAUGGUUUCCGUAUUCCUUGGGUGGUUUAGUGCAGGGCUCAGGAGAGCUCGCAGCAGAACUGUCUUUGUGAAGUUAUCAGAAUUUCAUGCAGCAGGGUUGCCUUGGCCUCCCUUUCCUAGUUUCUCAUCAGAGUUGUCGAGAUCGUCUCCUUAAUGACCUGUUUUAUUAAAUGAUUGGGCAGCCCUGAACAGAAUACAUCAGUGAAAGGGAGAAAUGUUGUUUGCUCUUUGUUUUAGGAUUGCGUAUCAUUUUUCUCAUGAGCACUCUACAGCAUUGUUUCUGGAGUUACCUUCUCUGUGGAUGCCCUACUGUCGAGGUCUCCAGGUGGAGGAGUGAUGGAAUCACAGAGUUGAAAAGGGCUGCAGAGUACAUACACCCUGGUCUUCUCACAGCUGGCCAGUCUAAGUCGGUUAACCGCUGUCUUCACAGCUGAAAAGCAUAGGAUUACGAUAAGCCCAAGGAAGGGGAAGGGGCUGGGAGGCCUUGGCUUUGUAGUGUGGCUAGAGCAGGGCUGGCAAGUGCUCUGUGUCUGCUUGUGCCCUCUCUUUGGAACCACACACUGACUUCAGUUGCGACUCAAAGCUUUUCAUUCGAGUUCUUCCAAUAGGAAGAAAAAUCCAAGUUAAUGAUGAGAUCUUGCUGCCUUAAAUAGCAUCAGAAUAAGCAGUGUUGACUUGUUCUCUCUGAGGCUACAGACAGCCCCCAGUCUUGUUUGCCCUUUUCACCGUGUCAAGCAUUCUGAUUUUCAUUUCUUGGUGCAUUAUUGAUGAUCAUCCCCAAGUCAGCAACUCUUCUCCGGUUCCUCUUCUGUAGUUUUGAUUGCUGGCAACCCCUCUUGGUACUCAGCCUCCUCACUGCCCAAGGCUCCCUCUUGCCUAAGAUAAUCAGCAUCUUUAUUCACAUGGAGAACAAGCCAGCUGCACCUCCUAAUGACCUCCAUGUUGUUCCUUUCUUAUCUAGUCCCUUGCCAGAAGUGUUUUGUUUGUCUCCCCCUGUUUUUUAUUCCCCAAAUCAGUGUGACAUCUAUCCCACUCUUUUUUUUUUUUAUCUAUUACCUGUUGUAAAAAGUCUGGGACCAUUUGUAGUACUCAGGUUUGUAAGGCUUAACCCAGUUGUUAUCCUGAUUAUCUAUUAGGGGAGAUACUCAAAUCUAAAAAUGAAAUCAUUUUAAUAUUGUUUUCUAUUCAUGUGAGGAACUUGUGGUAUCUGACAGUUUUAUAAAAGUUUGGUGAUCUCUUAGUUCAGAAGUUCCAAUAUUACUGCAAGGACCCAAGAAAAGUUGUUCCCUGGAUAGAUUUGGGUAACUGUUUUUAAAAUUUUAUUUAUUUUAAAGGUGGAGUGAGAGAGGAAGAGACACAGAGCUGGAGAGAGGUCUUCCAUUCUCUGCAUUAGUUCUUAAAUGACCACAACAAUCAGGACUGGGCCAGGAACCAACAAGCCAGGAGCCAGGAACUCUAUCUGGGUCUCCUGUGUGGGUGGCUGGGUUCCAGGAAAGUUGGGUCAUCUGCUGCUGCUUUCCCAGGCACUUUAGCAGGGAGUUGAAUGGAAGUGUAGCAGCUGGGACUUGAACUAGCACUCUGAUAUGGGAUGCGAGUGUCACAAGUAGGGGAUUACUUAACCUGCUGCAUCACAGUGUUGGCCCCUGGGAUUUAGUCCCCCUUGAUUCCUUAGAGAUCCAGCGCAUCUGCACUGAAGGCUGUUUUUUUUUUUCUCCUGUCAUUCUUUUCAAAUAAUUUCUCAUGGUAGCGACAGCAACAACCAGCAGCUCUCCUUUGAUAAUUAUCAUGACUGUUGGCUUAAAGGGUAACAUUCUUUAGGAUCAUCUCUGCUCCUUCUCAUCACAAAGGAGAUUGGGAUUUUUUUAAGUCAGGUGUUGCACAAGUUACUAGUGCUGGCUAUGUGCACAUAACAGGUGAAUUCCAAUCUAGAGAAAUUUUAGUGAAAAGCUGUGACUAGGGAUACUAUGGGAAAACUAUUUGAUCUACUUGGUGUUUCCUUUCUUCCCACAAUAUUUUAUUUCAUGAAUAUGAGAGACAUGCAGGUCCAUUAUAACUGGGCUGCUACGAGUUUUGAGUAUAGGGUUGUUAUGAACCUGUUGAAUGUUUAAGAUAUUUAUUUCCUGAAAUUACCUUCUUACAGCUUGUGGUAGGUGAUAAGUGAGUGUUUUGAUGGCCUAAAGCAUGAAUGUUAAUAUUAAUUAUUCAUGCUAACAGUAAUACAGAUGUGGAGUCUCUGAGGCCAUGUCUUACUAUCUAGAUUGACACUUUUCUCCCUAAAAUUAAUGUCAGAUAACCAUGAGGAGUUCAGUAAGCCUAGUGGUUUCAUUAGGAUGUGCUUCCAGAUAUAAGGUUGUAAUCCAUGUUCUGUGGAAAUAGAUAAUGAAGAGGCUUGGAGCUUCCUUCUGUAGACAAUAUCCACUGCAGGAUAACAGCUUCCUUUUGAUCUUAAAUGAUGCACAGGCAGUCCUGCCUGAAGAUGAAAGGGAAGAGUCAGUAACCCCAAGAGGUGCCUUCUAACACCAGGACCUGUCAGAAGCCGUGUUUCCACUGCUAACUGUACUCAUGCAGUGUUGUUGAAACAAACAAUGGCACAAGCAAAAAAAUCAAUUCAGAACCUCUUCCACUGAAAGAAGUUUUUUUUUUUUUUUUUUCCUUUUCUGUGUUGUUUUUAUCUCCAUUACCCUGGUGGUAAGAGAACUGUAUAGGGAAAGAAAAAUGAAUUCCCUGGGAGAAGGUUUCUUAUCUAUUCAAUUAGGGCAACUAAUACAGUGAGAUACAGUGAUUUCUCAAUUAAUGAAUCAUGUGAGCAGAAAGCUGCAUUACACAGGGCUAGUCCCAUGAAGACCUGCACCCGUGUACAAGCUGCCCUCAUGUAUAUGACAGAGCUGUCUGCACAUUAUAAAAAAUGGCUCUACAUGUAUAAUUUUUCAUUUUAAACUGCACUUUAAAUGUUAGUUGGAUAUAUUUAAUGAUAUGUACAGCCCCCAAUCAGCAAGUCAAUUGAGUGUUCCAAAUAGAUAUAUUUUUUACAAAGCCAAACCAUAUUUCCCCGAAAUUGUCAUUAAUAAAACGUUUUCUGUUUUAGUUUUAAUUAGCACAUAACAAUCACGCAAAUGUAAGGGACAUGCAUUGGGUCAUGAUCAGAUUGGGGUGGUCAGCACAACCAGCUGUAACAUUUUUCUCUGUGCAUGGCUGCCACCAUCAUUAACUCAUCUUAUAUUUAACCACUCCCAUGUGGAUGAGACCCUGCAUGGGUCUCUCCUAGCCAUCCAGUCUUGCCACUUCAGUAUAGCUCUCAGACUUGCACUGCCCCUGCCUCUACCUGGGACGUUGUCACCCACCUGGCAAACUCCCACUCUUCCUCCAAAGCUUACAUUAUUAUAGAUUAAGAAUCACCUCCUCCCAGAAGCCCACCCAGCGCUCUCCAGGCCAUUUGCCUCUGUGCUGACAUCACAGCUUGUUCCUAUUCCUCCAGCAGCACUCGCAGGGGUAUUCUGUAGCCGUUUGCUUAUGGAUCUGACUGCCUACUGUGCAAGACAAUGUUUCUGUUACUUGCAUCUUUAUCUCCCCAGCAUCCAACAGGACACCAGCAUACAGUACACACCAUAUAAGAAUAACUUCAGGGCCGGCACCGUGGCUCACUUGGUUAAUCUUCUGCCUGCGGCACCGGCAUUCCAUUUGGGCACCGGGUUCUAGUCCCGGUUGCUCCUCUUCCAGUCCAGCUCUCUGCUGUGGCCCAGGAGGGCAGGGGAGGAUGACCCAAGUCCUUGGGCCCUGCACCCGCAUGGGAGACCAGGAGGAAGCUCCUGGCUCCUGGCUCCAGGUGGGCAUAGCUCCGGCUGUGGCGGCCAUUUGGAGGGUGAACCAACUGAAGGAAGACCUUUCUCUCUGUCUUUCUGUCUGUCUGUCUCUCUCACUGUCUGUCAAAUAAAUAAAAAAUAGAAUAAGUUUAAUAACUGAAUGGUCCUAAUAUAAUUGUUGAAACAUACACCUGCUUUUUGUUUGUUUUUUUAAAGAAAGUCAUAGACCUUAUGAGGGGGCAGCUCACAUUUCCCCAGAGGUCACCCAUCACCACUCCCUCCCUCUUCAUUCCCUGGACUGUAGCUGCCAGCACAGCAGGCCCCAGUCUCUAUGAUCCCAACCUAUUUUCUCAUGGUAAAAUGUACAUUCUCAAGGGUCCUCAGUAGGUACUCUGGAGGACUCUGGAGGGCAGGGAAACAGCAGUAAUAGGGACCAGAAGGAUUUGAGGCUUCAAAAAAAAGACUCUCUCUCUUUCUCUUUUUCUCUCUCUCUCUCUUGCUCACACACACAGAGAGAGUGCAUGCGCACGAGAGAGAGAGAGAUGGAGAGAGAAGAGAGAAAGAUCUUAGACUUGCUGGUUCACUCAAAUUGCUGUAGUGGCUCUAGCCAGCCUGAGGCCAGGAGCCCAGAACCUCAUUCAGAUCUCUCUUGUGGUUGGCAGGGGCUCAAGCACUUGGGCCAUCUCUACUUCUUCCCAGGCUAUUAGCAGGAAGCCAGAUCAGAAGCAGAGCAGCUGGGACUCUGACCAGUGCUCCAUUAUGGGAAGCUGGUGGCUAAAUCCACUGCACCACAAAGCUGGCCCAAGGAUUUGAAUAUUUAAAUUGGGAUGAGAGCAAGCACAGAAAUGUAGGAGAAUUUAACCCAAAUCCCAUAUUGCACUUUAGGGAGAAAAAGGUAAGGGUGUGAUUUUGACAGAGAAGAAGGAAUAAUCUCAUAACAGUGAGUACCGCAGCCUCAGCUUCCAGUGUCUGGAGUCCUAUGCAGGGGGCACUGGGGAGGCCGUGUUGGGAUCAGUGCGCUGUCAUCAGAAUGGACAUGAGAAUGCCAGAACUCUGCAGGAUUGUCAGAAUGGGAGGAGCAAAGAGUUGUUCUAGCCUCCCUUCUCCAAGGAAGAGUAAUUUCGUUUCCACUAGUUUCUAAUUGCCUACAAUUCCCAUACUAUGAAAUACAUCUUUCUGGUCAUAAUGAGAAAUGAAGGCUCAAAUUGAAUUGCAGAUGCCUGGAAGAGGUAACAUUAUCCUUGAUAAAAUAUACUGCUGUUUUCAUUCAUUCCUUCAUUCCGUCAGCAUACCUGUGGGUCUUCAGAGAGCUAGACGAUGUGUACCAAUGAACCACAUACACCUUGUGUCUGUCGUAGUGCUUUUGUGGCCUUUGCCCAUUGGAGAGGAAAAGGAGUUUUUGAAACCUCUAGUGGGGUUGAGGAAGUUAGUUUUGUAGAAUGGGGAGAGAUGUCAUAAAGUGGAAGCUGGAGAUGCAAGAAGACAGCUUUUGUCAUUUUGCCUUGAUGUACUCUACUUAAUCAUCACCUCUGUGGGCAGAAAAGUUUUUUAAAAAAAAAAAUGUACCUCCUGUGGGAAAAAAUGGCAGAGGAAACUCCAUGCAGAUUGGUGGGACAAGGUGGGCCUUCAAUAGAACAACUAAAAAAUAUGGUGGAAAGACUUAGCAACAUAAAAAAAAAAAUAUUGUAAAAUGUACACUAGAGAAGCACUAGAUUACUUUCACUAGAUUACAAUUAGACUCACAUCUGACUUCUCAUCAGAAACACUACAGGCUAGGAGAGAAUGGCGAGAUAUAUUCCAAGUCUUUAGAGAAAAACACUGUUAACCCAGAAUACUGUACCCUGCAAAGCUGUCAUUAUGAAUGAAGGUGAAAUAAAGAUCUUCCAUAACAAAGAGAAAAUGAAAGAAUUUAUCACCACCUGUCCAGCCUUACAAAAGAUGGUUAAGGAGGUGCUACACACAAACACAGAAGCAUGGUCAUCACUAUGAAAGAAAGUGAAGGCAGAAAAUAUCCUAGUAAAAGUACAAAGGAAAUCCAAAGUAAACAAUAGGAAUAUUUAUGGAAAAAUGGCAGGGCCAAGUCGUUACUUAUCAAUAGUCACCUUGAAUUAAAUGGCCUCAACUCUCCAGUUAAAAGAUACAGACUGGCUGAGUGGAUUAAAAAAACAGAACCCAUCUAUUUGCUGCCUACAAGAAACACAUCUCACCAACAAAGAUACAUACAGAAUGAGAGUGAAAGGAUGAAAAAAGAUAUUCCAUGCUAACAGGAAACAAAAAAGAGCUGUUGUAGCCAUUCUAGUAUCAGACAAAGUAGACUUUAACACAAAAACUGCUAACAGAGACAAAGAAGGGCACUAUGUAAUGAUUAAAGGGAUCAAUUCAGCAGGAAAAUGUGACUACUAUAAAUGUAUAUGCACCUAAUUACAAGGCACAUGGCUAUUUAAAAGAAAAGUUAAUGGAUCUACAGGGAGACAUAGACUCCAAUACGAUAGUAAUGGGGGGCUUCAGUACCUCAAUUUCAGCAAUGGACAGAUUGACCAGACAGAAAAUCAGCAAGGAAACAAUGGAGUUGAUUGACACUAUAUACCAAAUGAAUUUAAUGGAUAUCUGCAGAAUUUUUAUCUUGCAGAUGCAGAAUACGCAUUCUUCUCACAAGUGAAUGCAACUUUCUCUAGGAUAGACCACACACUAAGCUAUAAAGCAAGUUUCAGCAAAUUCAAAAACAUAAAAAUCAUACCAUGCAUCUUCUCUGACCACAACAGAAUGAAGCUGGAAAUCAACAACUUAGGAAUCUCUAGAACAUAUGCAAACACAUGGAGACUGAACAACCUGCUCCUGAAUGAACAGCAGGUCAUUGAAGGAAUCAAAAAAGAAAUCAAAAAAUUUCUGGAAACGAAUGAAGACAGCAAUACAACAUAUCAAAAUGUAUAGGAUACAGCAAAAGCAGUGUUAAGAGGAAAGGUUGGGGGCUGGUGCUGUGGUGCAGCAGGUAAAGCCACCACCUGGAGUGCCGACAUUCCAUAUGGGUGCCAGUUCACGUCCCAGCUGCUCCACUUCCUCCCAGCUUUCUGCUAUGGCUUGGGAAAGCAGUAGAAGAUGACCCAAGUCCCUGGGCCCCUGCACUCGUGUGGGAGACCCGGAAGAGGCUCCUGACUCCUGAUAGGCACAGCUCCGGCUGUUGCGGCCACCUGGGGAGUGAACCAGCAGAUGGAAGACCUCUCUGUCUCCCUCUCUGCCUCUUCUUCUCUGUGUGUAACUCUGACUUUCAAAUAAAUAAAAAAAAAUUUAAAAAAAAAAAGAGGAAAGUUUGUAGCAAUUGGUGCCUACAUCAAGAAAUUGAAAGACAUCAAGUAAAUGAGCUAUCGGUGCAUCUCAAGGACCUAGUAAACCAAACCUAAAACUAGUAGGAAAAAAGAAAUAAUUAAAUUUAGAGAAGAAAUAAGCAAAAUUGAAACAAAAAAAUACAAAAUAUCAGCGAAACAAAAAGCUGUUUUUCUGCUGGCGCCGUGGCUCAAUAGGCUAAUCCUCCGCCUGCAGCACUGGCACACUGCGUUCUAGUUCCGGUUGGGGCACUGGAUUCUGUCCCAGUUGCCCCUCUUCCAGGCCAGCUCUCUGCUGUGGCCAGGGAGUGCAGUGGAGGAUGGCCCAAGUGCUUGGGCCCUGCACCCUAUGGGAGACCAGGAGAAGCACCUGGUUCCUGCCUUCGGAUCAGUGCGGUGCACUGCAGAUCAGCUGCAGCGCGCAGGCCACAGCGGCCAUUGGAGGGUGAAUCAACAGCAAAGGAAGACCUUUCUUUCUGUGUCUCUCACUGUCCACUCUGCCUGUCAAAAAAAAACCCUUUUUUUGAAAAAAUAAACAAAAUUGAUACUCCACUGUCUCAACUAACUGAAAAAAAAAGAGGGAGAAGACCCAAAUCAAUAAAAUUAGAAAUGAAAAAGGAAAUGUAACAACAGACACUACAGAAAUAAAAAUAAUCAUCAGAAAUUACUACAAAGAGCUGUAUUAUGUUUUCCAACAAACUGGGAAAUCUAGAAUAAAUGGAUAGAUUUCUAGACUCAUACAGCCUACCUAUAUUGAGCCAUAAAGACAUAGAAAACCAAAACAGAUCCAUAACCAAGAUGGAAAUUGAAUCAGUAAUAGAGGCUCUCCCAACAAAGAAAAACCCAGGACUGGAUAGCUUCACUGCUGAAUUCUACCAGACAUUUAAGGAAGAACUAAUUCCAAUUCUUCCCAGGCUAUUUAAAAUAACUGAACAGGAGGGAAUCCUCACAAGCUCCUUCUAUGAAGCCUGCAUCAUCAUAGUUCCUAAACCAGAAAAAAAUACAACAGAGAAAGAGAAUUAUAGGUCAAUAUCCCUAGUGAACAUAGAUGCAAAAAUCCUCAACAAAAUAUUAGAUAAUUGAAUCCAGUAACACAUCAGAAAGACCAUUCACCAGGACCAAUUGGGAUUUAUCCCUGCUAUGGAGGGGAUGGUUCAAUGUUCAUAAAUCAAUAAAUGUGAUGCAUCACAUUAACAAACUGGAGAACAAAAACUAUAUGAUUAUCUCAGUAGAUGCACAAAAACCAACUGAUAAAAUACGCCAUUUCAUGAUGAAAACCUUAAGCAAAUUGAAUAUAAAAGGAACAUUUCUCAACACAAUCAAGGUAUCUUGUGACAAACCCAAGGCCAACAUACUGUUGAAUGGGGAAAAGCUGGAAGCAUUCAUCCUAAGAUCUAGAACCAGACAAGGAAGUCCAUUCUCACCAUUGCUUUUUAAUACGGUCCUGGAAAUUUUAGCCAGAGCCAUUAGGCAAGAAAAAGAAAUCAAAGGGAUACAAAUUAGGGAGGAGGAAGUCAAAAUCUCCCUAUUUGCAGAUAAUAUGAUUUUAUAUAAAGGGGAUCCAAAAGACUCCACUGAGAGACUAUUGGAACUCAUGGAAGAGUUUGGUAAAGUGACAGGAUAUGAAGUCAACACAUAAAACCAACAAUAACCUUUGUAUGCACAGGCAGUGCCACAUCUGGGAAAGAACUUCUAAGAUCAAUCCCAUUCACAAUAGCUACAAAAAAAUCAAAUACCUUGGAAUAAAUUUAACCAAGGAUGUCAAAGAUCUCUACAAUGAGAAUUACAAAGUAUUAAAGAAAAAGACACAGAAAAUGGAAAAAUCAUCCAUGUUCAUGGAUUAGAAGAAUCAAUAUCAUCAAAAUGUUAUACUACCAAAAGCAAUUUACAGAUUCAAUGCAAUCCCAAUCAAAAUAUCAAGGACACUGUUCUCAGAUAUAGAAAAAAAUGAUGCUGAAAUUCAUAUGGAGGCACAGGAGACCUUGAAUUUCUAAAGCAAUCUUAGAUGAUAAAAAUAAAACCAGAGGCAUCACAAUACCAGAUUUCAAGACAUACUACAGGGCAGUUAUAAUCAAAACAGCCUGGUAUUUAUACAAAAACAGAUAAACCAAUGGAAAAGAAUAGAAAUAUCAGAAAUCAACCCAUGUAUCUACAACCAACUUACCUUUGACAAAGGGGCUAAAAUCAAUCCCUGGACCACCAAGGACAGUCACUUCAACAAGUGGUGCUGGAAAACUGGAUUUCCACACAUAGAAGUAUGAAGCAACACCCCUCCUUAAUCCUUACACAAAAAUCCACUCAAAAUGGAUUAAAGUCCUUUUUCUAUGACCCUAUAUUAUCAGAUUAUUAAAGAAAAUUGGAGAAACCCUGCAAGACAUUGGCAAGGCAAAGAGUCCUUAGAAAAGACCCCAGAGACACAGGUGAUCAAGCCAAAAUUGACAAAUGAGAUCACAUCACAUUGAGAAGCUUCUGUACUGCAGAAGAAACACUCAAGGCAGUGAAGAAACAGCCCUCAGUGUAGGACAUUUAUUUCUAAACUAUUCAACUGAUAAAGGACUAAUAACCAGAAUCUACAAAGAGAUCAAGAAACUCAACAACAAAACAAACAACCCAGUUAAGAAAUGGGCAAAGGACUUAAAUAGGCAUUUUUCUACAGAGGAAAUUCAAAUGGCCAACACACACACGAAAAAGUUAUCAAAUCACUAGCCAUCAGGGAAAUACAAAUCAAAACCACAAUGAUGUUUCACCUCACUCCAGUUAGAAUGGCUUUCAUACAGAAAUCAACAAACAAUAAAUACUGGCAAGCAUGUGGGAGAAGAGUUACCCAAAUCCACUGUUGAUGGGAAUGUAAACUGAUUAAGCCAUUAUGAAAGACAGUAUGGAGAUACUUCAGAAAUCUGAAUAUAGACUUACCAUAUGACCCAUCCAUUCCACUCCUGGGAAUUUACCCAAGGGAAAUAAAAUCAGCGUAUGAAAGUGUUAUCUGUACCCUAUGUUUAUUGCAGCUCAAGUCAUAAUAGCUAAGAUGAAAUCAACCCAAAUGCCCAUUAACUGAAGACUGGAUAAAGAAAUUAUGGUAUAUGUACACCAUAGAAUAUUACACAGCGAUAAAAAUGAAAUCCUGUCAUUUACAACAAAAUCGAUGAAACUGGAAAAUAAUAAUCUUAGUGAAAUAAGCCAGUCCAAAAAGGACAAAUACCAUAUGUUCUCCCUGAGCUGUGUUAACUAAUAGUGCACCUAAAGGACAAUCUAUGGAAGUAAAAUUAACACUUCAAAAUGCAAUGACAUUGAACAGCUGUUGUCUCUUGAGCAGUAGUUUUUUUUCAUACAGUUAGUUGAACUCUUUACUUAGUAUAAUCGUAUGUGUAUAAAGUUAACUGAAAAUAGAUCUUAGUUUAAAAAUAAGAAUGGGAAUAGGAGAGGGAGGAGGAAGAGGGGUAGGAGUAUGGGUGGCAGGGCAGGUACAGUGGGAAGGAUCACUAUAUUCCUAAAGUUGUAUUUAUGAAAACCAUGAAGUUUGUAUUCCUUAAAUAAAAGGUUGGGGAGCGGGGGAAGUACCCCUUCCUCUUAGCCACCAGAUACUUGCAGAUCUUCUGCUUGUUAAUUCAUUCUGUGUCUACAGCUGCCAGAUUCCAUGUUAGGUGCUAAGAAUCGAGAUGACAAAUGGGACUACUAUAGGAAGUUCUAGUCUAGCUCCCUUGUAAGUGGGGUGACUUGUCAAUUUAUCAUACAAAUGAGGGAGUCCAGAAAGAAAAGGCAUCCCACCCCCAGAGAGCUGGAAACACCUUCUGGGUCAUCUGCUUCAGGGAGAUGCGUUUCAUAGUAAUUGCCCCGUUGCAGGCAAUUCUGAUGUUUCUUAGGCCAGCUCCUGUCUGCUGGUGUUUUGGGUAGUCGUCGAUAUAACUACAGCUCCCAGCAUGGGUGGAAAAUGUGGACAGAUGGUUACAUGGACUACAUGCCUUUCUGGAGAUACGGCUUUAGUACUUAACUUUUUAUUAGACGUGCUCUUUAAAAGCUGAUUGGUGUCAAAAGGGUUUAGUGCAAAAUCAAAAAGGAAUAUACUAGUCAAGAAGUUAAUAGUUUUACCACACAACAAACACCGGGACAACUACAAUAGGAAUGUUCCUCUGUGUCCCAUGGGGUGAAGAGUUAAAAUUGUAUAUGUGCGGGUGUAAAAAGUUAAGCUUAAGCUUACAGGUUGGAAGCUUCCUGGUGCAGCUGUGAAAAUAAAACAGUGAAGUAGCACCUUGACAAUAGGGACUCCAUUUUGGAGCACUUGAGACUGCAUUCUGGGAAAGCAACCCCCCCACCGUGAGACUCUGGUCCGAAACUAUGAUCUCAAAUAGUCGGACAAUAGCAGUGCACUACAUCACCCUUGGCAACACACAAAAACCCCCUAGCAUGAUUGCUCAAGCUUAAAAGUAGAAAGGUUACACCUGGGUUACCUGGGCUAAUAAUGAAGAUGUGAUUUGUCUAUGUCUUAAGAUCAUAAUUGCUGAUUGUAAGACUUUAGCAACUGCUUAACAACCGUGUAUUCUCUUCCCCCCUUCCCGGUUUUGCGGUUUUUGCCUUUAUAAACCCGAACCUUUGGUUAUUCGGGGCUGCUCUGUUCAUGUAUGAUCAGACAGCCCCAGCAUGCUGGAUAAUCAAUAAAGCUUCCCCUUGCUGUUUGCAUAA
Oryctolagus cuniculus (rabbit) is the source of this 13596-nucleotide messenger RNA. RefSeq names its product serine/threonine kinase 39 (gene STK39). Gene Ontology annotation, biological process: negative regulation of potassium ion transmembrane transporter activity; positive regulation of T cell chemotaxis; intracellular signal transduction. Gene Ontology annotation, cellular component: cytosol; cytoplasm. The record is from RefSeq and is a predicted model, not a curated record. NCBI's taxonomy places the organism in Eukaryota, Metazoa, Chordata, Mammalia, Lagomorpha, Leporidae. Gene Ontology annotation, molecular function: protein serine/threonine kinase activity; ATP binding.